This is a messenger RNA of Echinostoma caproni, 1338 nucleotides long. The record is from the annotation of a GenBank genome assembly. NCBI's taxonomy places the organism in Eukaryota, Metazoa, Platyhelminthes, Trematoda, Plagiorchiida, Echinostomatidae.
CGAACAAUUUUUCCAAUAUUUUUGGGGGACGAUCAGGUUGGCUGUACACCUUUUUCCUCUCAAGGUCGUAUAUUAUUCAUUAAAAAUCAUUGUUACAAAAUGCAAUUGCUGUUUUUUCUUCUCUUGAGGAGUGGGAGAAUGGAAUUAUUUGAUGAACAUUGUUUAUCAAAGUCAUAUCUUUGGCAAGAGAUUGCUCGACCUCAGGUUCACGGAUACGACAUGAAUGCGGUGGCGUGGUUGUCCCCAACCAGUUAUGUGUCGGCUGGAGAUGAGAAGAUCGCCCGUGUUUUCAAGGCCACACGUACAUUUUUCGCUGCCUACGAGCAGUCUUCUGGUAUCCGGUGUACGUUGGGAGAUCAGUCUUUGGCUGAAGGUAAGUACAUUGGUACAUGUAGAUACGUAUCGUGUUACACAUUCCUGAAGCUUUUGCCUACCAUACUCCCUGCGGGCGUUUUUCUAGACGGCCGACAUUGGCUUACUUCUCGUUCACACUACAUCUAUCCUGUUCCUUUGCCAACUGAAGAUCGACUUCAGCAAACCACAUUGUGGCCCGAGGCGAAAAAACUGUACGGUCACGCAUAUGAAGUCUACUGUCUCGCAGCACAUCCGCAUCUGCUGCUGGUUGCCUCAGCUUGCUUAGCCACGAAACCACAGCAUGCUUUCAUCAUUCUCUGGAACGGGUACACCGAUUGGACUAUUCACGCGGUAAGUCGUCUCACGCAUCACCAACUGACUGUGACCCAACUGACGUGGAGUCCGAAUGGACAAUUCCUAUUGGCCGUGUCACGUGAUCGUACGUGGAGUGUGUGGUACGGUGUGGAUCUGCUUGCUUAUCCGGCAAAGGGAAAGAGUCAUUCACGAAUCAUUUGGGCCGGGGCUUGGACCCCAGAUAGUCGAUACUUCCUGACCGGUUCCCGGGACAAAGCCAUCCUUGUCUGGACAGUGCCCUCUGUUCUUGAUUCAAACGCGGCCGCCCCAGUGGCUAGUGUUCCUCUUGACGCGCGUCACAACUGUUCCGAUGCUGUCACGGCCUUGGAUGUGAUCGGUCUGACCCAUUCGACGUCCUCUUGGAACUACCUGGUGGCUCUGGGCUUGGAGUCUGGCCAACUUCAGCUUCUUUUAUUCCGUCUAUCCCCGCCUGACCAGUCGUCAUCUGCAACACGAAUAGACUGGUCUCCACCAAUCCUCUUUAACCCUGAAUUGUGUCACGUAAAAAAUAAACGUGUACGACGCUUGGUUUUCGCUCCUUUCGGCGGUUCUGCUGCUCGAAGAAUCCUAGCGAGUGCCGCAGAUGACGGUUUGGUUCGUCUGUUUGAAGUGGACAUUGAACAGUGUUAA